Molecule: messenger RNA, 1736 nt
Organism: Bombyx mori (domestic silkworm)
Lineage: Eukaryota; Metazoa; Arthropoda; Insecta; Lepidoptera; Bombycidae
Gene: CPR36
Product: cuticular protein RR-1 motif 36
Exons: 4
Coding region: 508-1419 (303 amino acids)
Cellular component (GO): chitin-based extracellular matrix
Molecular function (GO): structural constituent of chitin-based larval cuticle
Source: RefSeq, a predicted model, not a curated record
CCUUAGCGCUUGACUGAUGUGUUCUUCGGAAAAUUGCACAAUCGGAUGAGGUGUCAACAAUGAGACAUGAUCAACGACGAUUUGACGCGAUUAAACCGUGAGCACUCUAAACAAGCCCAAACUACUGAACUAAUUUUGCUGAAACUCAGUUUGAAAAUAAUUUUAAGCCCUGGAAAGUAAUAUGGAAUACAACUCGUCCCACUGCUAAAUUCGGAUCUCCCGACCACGCGACUUAAACUAUAACCCACGCAGGAAAAGCUGCAGACGUAAAACUUGCGUGUUGUGUGUGUUUAUGUAUGUGCAUUCUUAGCAGAAAAUAAACCUAAACAAAUAAACCUAAUCAAAUCUCGUCGGACAAGUAGAUUCAUUUUAUAUACUUAUUACAUAAAAUUAUAAAUACAAGAUUUGAGUUUGUCUUUGAUUCAAUGUUGAUUCAUCCUCAUUACGAUUUCAAACGCGUCAGUAGUGUGUUGUAAUAUCACAAGAAUAGAUUGAAUCAUUAAUAAAAUGAUAAUAUUAUUUUGUUUGCUUGUCGUGACUAGUUUGGCAAGUAGUGAUAACAGUAGUCAGGAUGAGGGCUUUAGAACGAUUGCUGCUUACAACUUUAAUCAUCCUCCAAAUGUGGACUAUAACCCACUACCAGUCGAUGUAGUUUAUGAACAAAAAAAGCUUGAAGAAAAAUCAAGCGAUGACGUCAUCACAACAACCGAAUAUUACGAAGAAAUAAUUGAUGAUUCUGAAAUCACUAAAGAAGACACCAGUACAGAAAGCUUGAAUUUCAAAACAGAGCUGAAACCAAAAGGGCGCUCUUUAUUUGAUGGUACAGUUCAAUCAGUAACAGUGGCAAAUGCGUUUAAAGUCCAAGUUGAUGAUACAAUUGUUGGAAAAAACAGGAUUGUAACUAGGAAACCUUCAAAAGGUAGACGCCGUCAACAACAAGAAACCAUAGGGCCCUUGAAGUCGAAACCAAGUAGUUCCACUGUUAAACCUUUUACGAUAACUCCAUCACAAAAUGAAAGAAUUUCUUUGUUACCUGUCCAGGAAAAUCAAAGAAAUAUUAACAAAAGAACACGUGAACGUGAUCCAGUUGUCCCUAUAAUAGAAUCAGAAAACUACAUUUACUCUCAUAAGGGUAAUUUCCACUACAGCUACGAAGGUGGAGAUGGUACUAAAGCUUUUGAGCAAGGCGAACUAAGAAGGUUUGAUGAUGAUACUGCAGGAGAAACUGUUUCUGGAAGUUUUUCUUAUAAAGACAGGGAUGGCAACGAUUUUAGUUUAUCGUACACAGCUGAUGAGAACGGUUACAGACCUGUGGGCGCCCACUUGCCAACUCCACCUCCCAUACCCCCGGCGAUCGCCCGUGCUUUGCAGUACUUAGCUACAAAACCAACAGAAUCGGCCACUGAAAUUUAUUAUUGAAGUCUAAACUAGGUUAAGACAUUGUGUAAGUGCACUGAUGUAUCUUAAUACUUAAAAAAUAUAUAUUAAAAGAAUUGGUUGCAACAAUUCAAUUCUCUGAAAUGUUAAUUCUCGAUGUACAAUCACUUUAAAAUUAUUUAAAAAUUAAUCACCGUCAUAAUAAAGUCAUUGGACAAAAUUCUGAGCUUUAACAUGUAUUUAUUUACCUGAAUGACAUUUGUUCUGACCCGAAUGAGGUUACCGAGAAAAACUAGUUUAGAGGUCAAAAUUACUUAAAGUUGAUAAAACAAAAUGAAUACAUUAUUUGAAUUGGUUUA